Molecule: messenger RNA, 579 nt
Organism: Ictalurus furcatus (blue catfish)
Lineage: Eukaryota; Metazoa; Chordata; Actinopteri; Siluriformes; Ictaluridae
Product: hemoglobin subunit alpha
Exons: 3
Coding region: 66-497 (143 amino acids)
Biological process (GO): hydrogen peroxide catabolic process; oxygen transport
Cellular component (GO): hemoglobin complex; blood microparticle; haptoglobin-hemoglobin complex
Molecular function (GO): oxygen carrier activity; iron ion binding; organic acid binding
Source: RefSeq, a predicted model, not a curated record
ACGAACAUGCACAAAACUCUUUUCUUGACAUCUUUUUUGAGGUGAAAAACCGGAUCAGGGCCGCAAUGAGUCUCUCAGCUAAAGACAAAGCCCUCGUCAAAGACCUUUGGGCAAAGAUCGCUCCGAAGGCUGAUAAAAUUGGCGCUGAGGCACUUGGCAGGCUGUUUGAGGUCUACCCUCAGACAAAGACUUACUUCUCUCACUGGUCUGAUCUUACUCCUGGAUCAGCCCAAGUGAAAAAGCACGGAGGCGUAAUUGUAAGGAAAAUUGGAGAAGCCGUUGGCCACAUUGACGAUCUUACUGGAGCUCUAAGCUCACUAAGCGAGCUGCACGCUUUCAAGCUCCGUGUUGACCCUGUUAAUUUCAAGCUCCUGUCCCACACCGUCGAGGUGAGCAUUGCCUUGUUCUUCCCCGCGGAGUUCACUCCUGAAGUUCAUGUGUCUUUUGACAAGUUUCUUCAGAACCUGGCCUUUGCUCUGUCCGAGAAGUACCGCUAAAUGAAGUACCAGUUUCAGAAGACAUCAUUAAAAUGACAUCCAUAAAUGAUCUUGACAAUAAAUAUAACUGAACAAUACACAA